Messenger RNA from Carica papaya (papaya), 1859 nucleotides. The record is from RefSeq and is a predicted model, not a curated record. Lineage: Eukaryota; Viridiplantae; Streptophyta; Magnoliopsida; Brassicales; Caricaceae.
CGGUAAUUGCUGUGCUAUUUCAAUCUACAUUCCUUGUUUCAACUCCCAGAAUUUGUUAGGACAUCACUAUGGUGAGGAAGAGGAGAACUGAACUUCCUUCUGGCGCUGGGGAGAGCUCCGAGUCUCAUGAAGCAGGGGCAGAACGAAGUGGUCGUGGAUCUCAACGACCCACAGAGAGGAGUGCCGGGCAGCAAUAUGGAGGAGGAUACCAGGGUGGAAGGGGGUGGGUUCCCCAGUCUCAGCAAGGAGCACGUGGAGGUUAUGGUGGAGGCCGUGGCCGCGGAGUGCCCCAACAGUAUAGUGGACCUCCUGAAUAUCAAAGUAGGGGAAGAGGAGGGCCACCUCAACAAGGAGGAGGUCGUGGAGGAUAUGGUAGUGGCCGUGGAGGCACACCUGGUUCUGGUGGACCCUCCAGACCACCUGCUCCCGAGCUGCACCAAGCAACCAUGCCUGUGUAUCAAGCAGUGGUGACUUCUCAGGUUACUCCAGCAGAUGUGGGUUCUUCUGGUCUGCCUGAUCCUUCUAUAACACAGCAAUUUCAGCAAUUUUCUGUCCAACAGGAAGGUGCUUCCAGCCAGGCUAUUCAACCUGUGCCACCCUCUAGCAAAUCUAUGAGGUUUCCUUCCCGGCCUGGAAAGGGUGUUACUGGCACAAGGUGUAUUGUCAAGGCUAACCAUUUCUUUGCUGAGUUACCCAACAAAGACCUGCAUCAGUAUGAUGUGACCAUAACACCGGAGGUCACAUCCAGAGGAGUCAACCGUGCCGUUAUGCAGCAGCUGGUUAGGUUAUACAGAGAAUCCCAUCUUGGAAAGCGUCUUCCUGCCUACGAUGGCCGAAAAAGUCUGUAUACUGCUGGGGCGCUUCCUUUCACAUCAAAGGAGUUUCGAAUAACUCUCAUUGAUGAAGAUGAUGGAUCGGGCAACCAGAGAAGAGAACGAGAAUUCAAAGUUGUAAUAAAAUUUGCGGCACGUGCAGACCUACAUCAUUUAGGACUCUUCUUGCAGGGCCGGCAGGCUGAUGCCCCUCAGGAAGCUCUGCAAGUUCUUGAUAUUGUUCUGCGUGAAUUGCCUACGACUCGUUACUGUCCUGUGGGCCGAUCAUUUUAUUCUCCUGAUCUUGGGAGGAGGCAAACACUUGGCGAAGGGUUGGAAAGCUGGCGUGGUUUUUACCAGAGUAUUCGUCCUACUCAGAUGGGACUCUCCCUGAAUAUUGAUAUGUCUCACUGCUUUCAUUGAGCCGUUGCUGUUAUUGAGUUCGUAACCCAGCUGCUGAAUCGUGAUGUUUCUUCUCGACCAUUAUCUGAUGCUGAUCGUGUAAAGAUCAAGAAAGCACUUAGAGGAGUCAAGGUUGAAGUUACACACCGAGGAAAUAUGCGGAGAAAAUACCGUAUAUCUGGUUUAACAUCACAGGCUACACGGGAAUUGACGUUUCCAGUUGAUGAAAGGGGUACCAUGAAAUCUGUGGUUGAGUAUUUCUAUGAAACAUAUGGGUUCAGGAUUCAACAUACUCAAUGGCCAUGCUUGCAAGUUGGAAAUCAACAGAGGCCAAAUUAUUUACCUAUGGAGGUUUGCAAGAUAGUUGAGGGUCAGAGGUACUCCAAGAGAUUAAAUGAGAAACAGAUCACUGCUUUGCUGAAGGUGACCUGUCAACGUCCUAAAGAAAGAGAACUCGAUAUCAUGCAGACGGUUCGUCAUAAUGCAUACCAUGAAGACCCUUUAUGCGAAGGAGUUUGGAAUAAAAAUCAGUGAGAAGCUUGCUUCAGUUGAAGCUCGCAUUCUGCCUGCACCAUGGCUUAAAUACCAUGAUACAGGUAGAGAAAAGGAUUGCCUGCCUCAAGUUGGACAAUGGAACAUGAUGAA